This is a messenger RNA of Uloborus diversus, 1913 nucleotides long. RefSeq names its product synaptotagmin-4-like (gene Syt4). The transcript has 5 exons. Bases 246 to 1610 code for a protein of 454 amino acids. NCBI's taxonomy places the organism in Eukaryota, Metazoa, Arthropoda, Arachnida, Araneae, Uloboridae. Gene Ontology annotation, biological process: regulation of calcium ion-dependent exocytosis; regulation of dopamine secretion; calcium-ion regulated exocytosis. Gene Ontology annotation, molecular function: phosphatidylserine binding; clathrin binding; calcium-dependent phospholipid binding. Gene Ontology annotation, cellular component: synapse; axon; membrane. The record is from RefSeq and is a predicted model, not a curated record.
GACUCGUGUGUGAGUCACAUUGAUUAGCCACUACUGCAUAUCAACAAGAGGUUGCCUUUGCGAGGAGGGGAUUUCAGAUCUUCUUUUGUCAUCGUCGUUAAUUUUGAGGAAAAUAGAAAUAGGAUCGGAAGUCAGUUCAGCCCCAUUUUCGCUGCCAUAUGGUAUGGUAGGGAUGCUCGUGAUGUAGCCAGAGCAGACUCUAGAUUUGUGUUCUCUCUGGAAGAUUGGGAAGUGAAACAGGAAGCAUGCCUCCCCCGGGGCCUGCUGAUCAGAUUCAUAUUAAAGUAACCACACCAGCUUUGAUCGGAAUAUGCCUGGGCAGCGCUCUGUUCCUGGUUACUCUAGCAGCAGUCACCUGUUUCUGCUACAGACGCAGAUCGUCAGCAGGUGCCUCACAGAAGCUAACCUCAGUGUUAAAGAAAAACCAUCACCCGGAUAAACCAUUAGUUUUGAGAAAGCCGAGCGCCGUCAAGAGCCCCAGCAGCGGAUCUGUAGGUGGAGGGCUGAAGAAGAACACUAGUCCGACACUGCAGAAAGUGUCGCCACCAGGAAGCACCAGGACAUCCCCCAACGGAGGGGGACACAAAUCCCCAACCAGUGCCGAGAAAUGCAUCGUGAGUUUGACGAAUUCUUCUUCCAACCACUCUUCGCGGCAGAACUCUCCGAACAUCGAGGACAAGAGCUACAUAGAUAGCGAAAAUGAGAAACUGAAGAACAACCUGAAAAGAGAAGACGUGGAAGACAAUAAGGAGAAGGAAGUACUUGUGGAGAAGCAGUGUAAGCUGGGCCAGCUGCAUUUCAGGCUAAAAUACAACGCAGAAAAGCUCUCUCUUCAAGUGACCAUCGUCCGCUGCUGCGAUCUUCCGGCGAAGGACAGCAACAACGGCUCUUCUGACCCCUACGUGAAACUUCAGCUCCUACCAGAGAAGCAGCACAAAGUGAAAACCAGGGUGCUUCGCAAAACGUUGGACCCGGUGUACGACGAAGAUUUCACGUUUUACGGCAUAAACCCAAACCAGCUGCAAGCCACUACAUUGCACUUCGUAGUCCUCAGCUUCGACAGGUAUUCGAGGGAUGACGUCAUUGGAGAAGUCAUAUGCCCCCUGUCCAGCGUGGAUUUAGAAGAAUUGGCAAAGCAGUUAGAGCUGGCCAAAGAAAUUACCCCAAGAAAUCUCAAAAUUCGCUACCAAGGUAGGGGUGAGCUUCUAGUAUCUCUCUGUUAUCAACCAGCAGCUAACAGGCUCACAGUUGUAGUUUUGAAAGCUCGUAACCUACCGAAAAUGGACUUCGCUGGCCUAUGUGAUCCGUAUGUAAAGAUUUACCUUCUGUACAACAACCAAAGGAUCGCUAAAAAGAAAACCCAUGUAAAGAAACGCACCACCAACCCAGUCUUCAACGAGUCUUUCGUGUUCGAGGUCCCUUACAAUGAAGGCCUGGAGAAUAUUAGCCUGGAGUUCCUGGUUCUGGACUGGGAUCGAGUCACUAAAAACGAAGUCAUAGGAAGGCUCGAGCUGGGGCCCAAAACCGGGGGCCCCGCACAGCAGCAUUGGCACGAAGUGCGCAAUGCCCCACGUCGCCAGAUCGCAGAGUGGCACAAGCUGAAAGAAUGAGUUAAGAUAGGAUGUAUAUGUGUAUAUAUGUAAGAUGUAAGUGGUGCACUUUUGGCCUUACUCCUUUUGGAUGAACUUAUUCGGAAGGUUCUCGGUUGGGUAACGAAAAUUAUUUUUGGAUCAAUUCUGAUUUUUAAAAUUGGUUAGAAUUAGACUUUCAGCAGAAGUUAAUGGGUUAAGACAGCAAAUGGAAUUGUUAAAUAGGUUACCAAAAUAAAAUCUUUUUUCAUUCUCAUAGAAGUUUGAAGCAUAAAAGAGAUUAUAUUAACUUUUAAUUAGAAGUAAAAAAAAAAAAAAGAAAAA